Messenger RNA from Chiloscyllium plagiosum (whitespotted bambooshark), 10077 nucleotides. NCBI's taxonomy places the organism in Eukaryota, Metazoa, Chordata, Chondrichthyes, Orectolobiformes, Hemiscylliidae. The record is from RefSeq and is a predicted model, not a curated record.
CUAGGCUCUGUAAAUGGGAAAGAAUACGGAUUAACCACACAAAUUGCUAGUUUUAAUUCCCGGCCUGCAAAAAGCCAUCUCCAGCUUCUGCGUGCAACUUCCAUCGGUGGGUUUUAACCACGAAUAUGAUGAGUUGAAAUUGCAGUAAAGAUUUCACACAAUGGUCAAGCCUGAUGUUUUAGAAAUGAUCACAGUGUUGCGGCAAGGAAUAAUCUUAAUAUUAUGGCGCAACCGUAUUCUGAAAUAAUUAUAAAGUGUUGCCGCAGUCCACAAGGCAACAAACUUCAAAAUCUGAUUCAGUUCACAUAUUUAUGAAUCAUAGCUAACAAAACUCUAAAGUGAUCGGGUCAUUGGAUGGUCAUUUUGUGCGAUAUAAGCUACAGCAUCUAUAACCCCUAUUCUAAAUAUCUGAUAAAUCUAGGCUCAACAGUAGAUAACGAUUUUAUUAUUUGUUAAACUCGAUUUUACCCAUGAAAAACACGCCUUUCGAAAUAAAAAUGAAAAAAUGCCGGUAUUGUCUGUCGCUAUAAUAGACAUUUUUCACUUAAUCUCUUACCAUGAGACAAAUGUCGAAAAUUCUAUUACCACGCCAACCUGAUCACGCAGUUGAAUUUAAACUGUGUAUUGUGCUUUUGUGAACGGCCAAAAUCCAGCUUGGAAAUCUUCUUAGUUAGUUGUGACAGAUUAUUGUUUUUGCAUUUUAAAAAUAUCAGAAUCUGCAUUGGCCCUAUUUGUUGGAACGUGACCUCAACAGUUAAUGAAACAUCGUAGAUGUUUUUGAAGUUUCCAAAUAUAGAAAGGUAUCUGUGACAGACUGUGGUGUGUAAAUUAAAUUAUUUUGUUACAGUGUUUGCUUUAUCCUUAGUCACAAGGCAAAUCUUUGGCACUAUGAGUUAAACGAGCUACCUAGCCGACACUGAAAGCCGAUAGGUUAAUUUCGAGAGUAAUACCUUCGAGUUGCAAAGGAUGGAUCUUAAUGACCAAAACUGAUCUAUGGUAAUUCCGACAGUGGAUCACAUGACUCGUUUGCCCUUAGAAUCAAUCAGGAUGAAUUGCACGUCAGCUUGCGUUUCCAAUUUUUUUCUUUCGCGGACCCUGUUCGUCGGUUUUUAGCGGAGAAUACAUGGAGCAUGUUUAACAUCAUCGAUCCUGAUCAUUUGGGCUCGCAACUCCGAAAACAAAAUAUGACAGAGUUUGAAGACCGUGGUAGCUGCGCCUCCAGCAUGUAUUUGCCCAGCUGCACGUACUAUGUUUCAGCCCCAGAUUUCUCGUCAGUAUCAACAUUUUUACCGCAGAGCACUACUUGCCAAAUGACAUUUCCUUACUCCUCUAAUUUAACACAAGUUCAACCUGUCCGAGAGGUGUCGUUCAGAGAUUACGGGUUAGAACAUUCAACUAAAUGGCAUUAUAGGAGCAAUUAUGCCCCUUACUGUUCUGCAGAAGAAAUAAUGCAUAGGGACUAUAUCCAACCACCGACCAGGACGGGAAUGCUGUUUAAAAAUGAUCCUGUAUACAGCCAGCGUGCAGGCUCAAAUCCAUCUUGCAAUUUCUACACGGCGGUGGGGAGGAAUGGAAUACUUCCUCAAGGCUUUGAUCAGUUUUUUGAGACAGCUUAUGGGAUUUCUGACUGCUCGAACUAUGAACAGUUAAGCGAAAAGUCUGGGUCGAUGCACAAGACCAUCACAGCAUCUGACAAAUUUUCUUCCGGCCAGGAGAAAGAAAGUACAACCGGAAAAAACACCGUCGAGUCCUCCAGUAACAUCGGGGCCGAGAAAAGCAGCCUAUCUGGCCCCCUGCGAUGCAGAAAGAAGAGAUGCCCUUAUACCAAAUACCAAAUCCGGGAACUUGAACGAGAAUUUUUCUUCAACGUUUACAUAAACAAAGAAAAACGCUUACAGUUAUCGAGAAUGUUAAAUCUUACCGAUCGACAAGUCAAAAUUUGGUUCCAGAAUCGAAGAAUGAAAGAAAAGAAACUCAGCAGAGACCGGCUGCACUUUUUUACUGCCAAUCCUUUAUUGUGACUGUGAUACAAUUUACUCUGUGGAUUAUCUUCCAGCAAUUCCCCUUUGCCUUAGUCAAUAUUUAUUUACAGAAGGAGUGUCUGCAAGGAUGAGAGGAUAAUUUUGUUGUUCUUACGCGGAGAAAAAAAACUGUCCUUACUACGAUCGAUGUAACUUUGGAUCUAAGGUGACACGGUUGUGCGGGAACCAUGACCGUAACGUGUUGUUAGAGAACAUUCUUACCUCAGUAUUUGGGUUAUUCAGUUCCAACCGAAGAAUUUAAACGAUAAACCGGGGUAACAGAGGGCUGAAAUGGAGCAAUCUUUCGUUUUAAGCGAUAGGUCAAUCAGAUAAUAUAGCAUUUUUUAUUUGCGUUAUAGUCAUUGUGCAGCUAGACUAACCAUACUCGUUCAAGCUGUGUGUAUCCUCAUUAAAAAAAUCCAUAUUUAUUAGUUUACUUUUUCCAUUGUAUUUCUUUAAGUAAUUAAACAAAACUAUAGCUAGAGAUGUCUAACGCUGUUAUAAUGAUAAUUUUGUUUUAAGAUUACAUACUAAUUGACAUAUCAUGGUAAAUGCAUGUGUUAAAAUGUGUUUUGUCUCAAAUGAAUAAAAGCCGUAUAAAAAAUCUUAUCAAUAAAGCUUUUUUAAUGAAUAGAUGGCUAGAGUGUGCUAAACAGUCUGACCGUAGGCCUCAAGUUGUCCCAGGAAAAAAAGCAAAUAUUGUUUAUCUCUGAAAUGCAGUACAGUACAAUUUGUUGCAAAGGCCAAAGUUAUGCGGUUGUUGGCAAUCUGAAAUAUACCAGAUGGUGCCUGAAAUGCUGGGCCUUUCCAGCAUUCUUAAUUGUUUAUUUUGCAAAUUAAUGUCUGGCUCAUAGAUUGCGCCUUUCUGCGAAUGGUUUUGUUUAAAAUGAAAAGCAGAAUAUUUACUUUGUGUUUUGACUGUAAACAUGAUAGUUAAUUACAAGUUUUGUAUCCAUAAUUGGAUUAAAUGUGUUUUGGCCUGGGAAUGAACUGACAAAUUUCAUUUUCUUGUACAGAACGUUAACAGCAAAGCAUUUUUAAAAAGAAGCUGAAUCCUAAUUUGAGGUGCAUUUAAAUUUAUAAACACAUCAGUGUCUCAGUGACAAAGAAGUGAGCAAGACUUCUCAAAACUUUUACGUUUUCUUUCGAAAAGGACUUGCCAAGUUUCCGUGCCGCAUGACAUAGCAUUGCUGUUUACAAAACCUUGAACUGUCUAGACAACAUCGUAAAGUUGACCGCUCUAACCAGCUUAAUGGCGACUUAUUACACCUUCUACUCACGACAUAGCAAACAAAAGAAAAGAAAGAAAUCAAAGAAAAUAGAUUUAAAAAGAAGGAAAACACAAAAGCAAUUGAGUUUAUAACGUCCAUCAUAUGAAAAAGUUUUUUUUUAAAGUUGGAUCUCAGAUAAGAUCCAUCAAACAUAUUGGUUGGACUUAAUUCAGAUUCGAAUGAAACUGAAAAAGUCGCAUCUGCUCGUGGGUAUGUUGAAGUAUGUUUCGAAAAGAGAAUUCGUAUAAUGUUGCCUUUGAACUUCUAUAAUGUCAAGGUCGUCACCUUUAACCUUUUGGAAGACAGAGGCGCCUGGUGGCUGUUGGGUUGUUCUUACAGCUUCCCUCCUAAAGACAAAAGCUUCAACAUGUUACUAAACCACGUUAUACUAAAAUGCGCAUGCUGAAGGCUACAAAAAGAUCAAUGUGAAAAAUCAGUUUUUCUUAUCUCUAUUGUAGAUGAGUAGUUGUGCUUUCGAAAAGUUACAUUCAAUAAUACACACUUAGGGCUUUUGUGCAACAUUAUUAAAUACGAAGGUUCCUUUGUUCUUCUAUGCUUAGCCGUUAAGAGCAGCAUCUUUCCAUAUAGGCUAUUCUCAUGCAGGCUGAACUGGUCAAAAAUCUUCAUCAUGCGUUUAUACAUUAUACCAAUCAGCCACGAGUGUUUCGGUUUCCAUGGAAAUGUGGGAGAAUAUAAUUUACGUUUCAAUAGAAUUUCCGCAGCAAUCAUUGCCAUUCUAAUUUCUCUGUAUCUAUAUAACACACGGUACUGUUCUAAGCAUAAUUUUACUAUCUGAAUAUCUUACUUAAAUUGCCAUAGCAUAUAUAACUUGAUUAGGGUCAUUAAAAAAUGUCAAAACAGCGAGGCUAGUUUGCAAUGAUUGCCAGGACAGUUAAUUCUGCAAAUGGCCACACGGCGGCGCGCUGUAGCUCUACGGUUUAGUCCAGACCACCAAUAUAUUGGUAACGGCUUUCGGGGAUGAAUAGGAAAUUAACUGAAAUAAUGUCAGUAUGCCAACUGAUUAAGUUAUCCUUGUUUCUGUCAUAUAUCUGGAACAUCGUGUCGAAGUUUGGGAUUAAAUGCAAAUCGGUUCAGUGCAAUCGUAAGUUUGCUUACUGUUGGCGUCAAAAAUUAAGGCGUAACUUUUUACAUCGUAGUGAGUCCCGAAUAAAUAAAACCAAUUUGCCAAUUGCAUUAUUUGGAAAGAUUUAUUAACUUUCACUCGGUAUAUUCGCUUAAGUUUGUUGAUCGGAGUUAUUGAGCGAAGUUACAAUGUAAUGGAACAGAGCCAAACGCAAACAUGCAACAUAAGGAAUAUAUCCGAGUUGAUACAUUAUUCUCUAAAACUCAAACCAACAAAGUGAAUGCGGAAAAGAACGGAGAGGAUAGAAUGCCAUUAGGUUGGGAAAUUAUGCGAAACCAUGUAACAAUAAGUGAAAAUGAUAAAAUCAAACAUCCAACGUUAUGAAAAUUACUAAAUAGUUACGUUUACUUUCUGGCGAUGUGGUCGAUUUAAAUGGCAGCACAGUAUCUGAAUCAUCUCCUUCUCAAUACCGCAUUCCUCCUUGUAACGUCUGCACAAUCCAGACAGUUUUAGCGGGGUUUUGAAAUGAAUAAUGUUGGAUAGUCAAGCAAUAUUUCAGGCAAUACAUUUCAUCUCGAUACUGACUUAGGGUUCACCACUGAUUUCCAACUCUUAAAAUGACAAAGGAAUACUGUCUACAUUCUUGCUGUCUGUUAAAUUGCUACUUUCUUUUGUAGAAGCGAAAAAUGGAAUCUUUAAGGAGUGUCUACUUCAAGGAAAAAAAAUCAAUAACGACAGCAUUUUCUCAGAGCUGGUAACAAGAAAUAUCUGGCGACAAUUUUCUAUGAACAAUUAAAGUGGAAUAAAAAAAAGUAUCAUUUCCCAGUCUAAUGGUAGUGUAUCCUCUCCUUUUGUUCCACAUUCACAGUGAUAGUUGAGUUGUUACAGAAUACGUAAUCAGCAGAAUAUUCAUUUCUCUUAUGAUGAGCAUUUUGCAAUAAUUCUAUUGUGCGGCAGGAAAUAAUGCGUAAUGUCCUGUAAAACAGACUGAAUGCUUUCUAAAUUGUCAAAGUGGUUGAUCGCAGUACCCGUGAUAGUCACUAAUUCCCGUUCCAACGCUUUUAAUGCUUGCUUAAUCAAUAAGUUAUUUUGAUUUACAUGUCCUAUUUGUCCAAAAGGAAGUUUCAGAAAAAGAGUUAACUCCCUGAUUGUGGAAAGGCUAGUUUAUUCACAGUUGGCCACUAUAUUCUCGUCAGUUCAGUACUUUAGCCAAAUUGUGCGAGAAAAAUUUGUUUUGCACUUAUUUAUGUAAUGUAUUUUUAUGACUGAAAAGUGUUUUGAAAAGGAAAUAUUUACCUGUCCAGUUAUUUUACACGAUGGUGACAUCAUGUUAAUUCGACUCAGAUAAAACGCGUUGAAUUUAAAACAUGAGCAUGCUAAUAUUCCGAGACGUUGAAAUGUUUCUUGAUACAUAUGGUAGUUACUCAUAGUAGAAACGCAAUAGUUUAUUUAAUGUGACAAGGAGUGAAUUGAUUUUAAUAUGUGGCACUCAGUUGCUAGUCGUUCGCAAUUUGUAAUCGGACAUAAUUAAUGCGGCAAUUGUAUUCAAUAUAAUUUAGCUUUCACUCACAAUUUAACUGAAAACGCUCGUAACCAAAAAUAUUUCCGAAGUAUUUACAAGUAACAUGAGAAGGUUUUUUUAAAAAAAUCAACAGUGUUGACAAACUAAUAUAGGACGAGGUAAGCUUCAGUACGCAUUUUAGUUGGAUAUUUAUGAACUAUUUCGGCUAAAGAGUAUAGCUUAUUUCAAUCUUUGUUACAUUUAUCUGUCAACCAUAAACAAAAGCUCAAGCUGAAAUUAAUAGCAGGCGCGUCAAGCUAACAACCUUUCAUUUUGAGUUCUGAGCGUGGCAAAACGGUCAAAAGAUUCAAGGUGAAAGUGAAGGUACAAACGGCUGGCGGUUUCAUGGUCACAAGACCAUGCCAGUUUAGGCUAGUGGGAAGCCUGAAAGGAGAAAUGUGAGCCUCCAUCAAAGUACAGGGCCAACAGCUUGGUUAACGGUACGAGAAAAAACAGAAACAAAUCAAUCAAAACACCCGCACUGCAAAGAUUUAAAAAUUAUACAGCCAACUUUUUUCGAACUUAACUGUUCUUUCCAUGGUUUUGACAAUAAAGUUGUUGUUGGCAUGUGUCUGUACGGAAGGGAACUGUUGCUUUCUGCAAUGUUGCAAGCAGUGCAAAUGCAAUAAUGCAGCCUUCAUGUUCCUGUUUAAAUCUAGCAUUCAAUAAGCUUGCCUUGUACACAGUCCUUCCAGCAAAUCACAUACCACAUUGGCGCUUUAAUGCAAGACGAGGUUUUAAUUAAGCUCCAUCAUUAGACUUAAUUUAGGGAGGAUUGUGUGUAACAUUUCUCCCAUAAACAGCUUAUAACUACGUUAUUAAACAUUGAAGUAUCGUUCGGAGACUAAUCAGUCAAUUCACUUUCUAGUUGCUAUCAAUAUAAUCUUUCCUACACUAAAACCCAGCUCUGCAUGAGUUUAGUGUACUCUCAUGAUAACUGUAUUUGAUAUUGUAAUCUUUUCCCCUGCAUACCAGGAAACUCUAUAGUUCAAAGAUUUCAUAGCCGUUAAUUCCUGCGUGUCUACAGUCGUAAUAUUUUAUGAGUUUUUUUUAUCAUACUAGGGGUCUUAUGAUAUAGGUUUACAAACUAAUCAUUUUAUUUGAGUACAUUGAAAUGAACAAUUAUAGUGUAUCAUAGAGGACCGCUUGAUACAAUUAAAUUAUUUUGUUUACUUGACAUGCAAUCCUGGCAAUUGCUGCAGUGUAAUAGUAAGGCUUGGUUCAUGAUAACCAGCGAUAAUUGCUUUGCUUUAUAUAAGAAUAGUAACACAACCAACAACAGACUAUUGUGAAUAAAUAAUAUUGUAAAUGUAGACGAAAAUGUUAAAGUGGUUUUGCAGAUUUAGCAAUUUCCUGCUUAGCAAUUUGAUAAAUGGACGCAUAAAUACAAACGCAUUACGGCAAAGGCUUACGAAAUAAUAUUACUAACUAAUGUUGCUUUUAACAUAGCCGGUAUAAUGCGACGGCAAAUGUAAGGUGCCAAUGAAUGGACUGCACAAGUUGCUGACACUGAGCUGAGGAUACUGUAGUAAAUGAAAAAAAGACUUCCUGGUGAAAACACUUUGAGCUAUGCGUUGCCCAUUCAAAUAUAACACUAUUUUCUGAAUGCUAUUCAGUUUUGAGAUAAUAAUUUGGAUAUAAAUACCAGUUCUGUAUUGUGCAGGCCUCAGGAUCCCGAGAAUUCUCUCGUUCAAGGCUGCAAGAAAUAUUUGUCUGCAUCGGGCCUUGUCUUUCUUACUUCCCAAGUCACCAUCCUAGAUGUUUUACUUUUCGUCGCUUACAAAAUCACAAUUGGUUUGACUUUGUUCACCAUGAAUUCGAAUCUUAUUUAUAUUAUGAGGAGGUGUAUUGUAAUAAAGGCACACUGUUGGCUCUUGUUCAACAAUUCGUUGUAUACAUAAACAAACCAUCCAGCUUAGCCUAUUGCUCCCAGCAGUUGUUGAAUCAUCAUAUUACUCCAGAUACAGUCGCUGUAUGCAUUAUAAAUAGUAAAACAAUGACUGUGAAAUAUUAUUUUACUUGGAGACAAACUAUUCACGUUUACACUAAUCAGGCGUUAUGAUUUUCCGUUAUGAUAUUUGACGAGGGUAAAUAUAAUGCCAAAAUCAGUGCACCAAGCGUUUUUUUUUCAGUUUACAUAUAUUCAAGCAUGUUACAAAAUAAUUCUAAAACACCCAAAACAACAACUGGUUUUCCCUUAUCCCACUACUCCUGGCCUUGCCUAGAAGGUUAGUUUUGCUUCAAUCCAUACCAACUCCCAUUUUUAAUUCAGACGACGAAUUAACUAAUAAGAGCAUUGUUACUGAUGUCUCAUUGAUUCAAAUGGAUGCAUUACCUGCCCUGUCUUAUUGCUCGCCUCUUAAGUUAUUCUUUCAGUUCUGCUGAAUGAUUUCAUGCAGAAAAAAUACAGUUGAAGAACAUUCAAAGCCAAGUUGGUUGCCUUUUGCUCACACAAGAUUAGGUGUUAAGAACAGGAUUGUGAUUUAUUUGGAAUGAAUAAGAUUCAGAUAAUUAUGUAUAACUUGAAAUAUUAAUUGAUUGCAAUGAUUUGUAUGUGCGACGCAACAUCAAGGCAUAGUGUACGAAGUUAUGGCUUAGAAUCGGUGUUCGCUUCAACUGAGCCUAAAACUUAGCAGUGCACGGGCGCCUGAAUGUUAACAGUACAGAUUUGGAUCACAAAACCUAUCAAAUCAAAAAUACGUUGUACAAAUAAAGAGCCGCAAAUAAUCUACGGAAAUGGUCUUAUAUUCUCUUCAGUAUGACUUACAAGUCUCGCAGGUAUUUAUACGUCUUCUUGUUCAUUUUGAAUAUCUGUAGAAUUUUUGAAGUUUAAUUUAGGCUAACAUUCGCAAAAUCCGAUAACAUUUUCAACAGUACAUUUACAUCCCAAAAGAAGUAAAGAGAGGAACCGUGACAGCCUUGACCCUGACACUGUCCCCUUUCCUGUUCGUCUUGCUGAGAAGAAAAUCUCGUCGGCUUUGUGUGUACUUCCCAUAGCUGCUCCAUAGCUGAUGCCCAUCGUGGUUUACAUUUUCUUGAACUCCAAAGGAUUCUCCCAGUGACCGGAAGUAGGUAUGUACUGUUAAACGGCAAAUUUUCUCCAGUUGGAGCGUUCUGAAAAAUAGCUGCAAGCGGUGUUAACACAGUUCUGCAACUCCAUCCACAAGAGUGAAUCCCGAAAAUAUCAAGCACUAUCACUGCUGGCGCUGGGGAGAAAAUACGGUGUGUGUCUUUCCGUUGCUUUUGGCGAUGUUUUGGUUGUCGAUUGUUGGCACAUGUCCAACUUAGUUAUCAACAGCUCAACAUAAACGUGUGAGAGAAUUAGAAAAUUAAGAUCUAUUUUUAGGAUAAGCUAGUCGAGACCAAACACCAGAAGCACCGACUAAAUUUAUAUCCCCUAAACUAAUAGCAAGGAUUGCAAAUCGUGUUUUUGCUCAGCCACAGUGUUGGAAGGUGCCUGUGCAAAUGUUCAAAUGCAAUUACAUUAUUGAAGUGUUUGGCGUCAACAUCUGAAAGCCUGCACUCUAGCUACCUUAAUGGAAAGUACAGAGCGUAAGAUGUUUUACGGAAAUUCAAAUGUGGACUCUUAUCGCCGCUGGUAAAGGUCAAUUUUCGGAACUUACAUUAGUUUUAUUAUAUAUUGAAAUGUUUUUCAUGUUUUCCACUAAUUAUAAUUGAAUGCUAUCAAGGAAAAAGUUGGACCAGUGAAUGCAGAUAAAAAAAUACAAAAAAAAACAAUUCUUACACUGAUUUCACCAAAUGUUUGGUUCACAUCAGAGCAAUGUGCACGGUCCCUAGGUUUAUAUACAUCUAAAAGCCGUGUUAUGCACUAUGCAAGCAAUUGAUGCACCGCCGGCAUCGCUGAAACUGCAAAAACAAUCAGAUCAGAAACCUGCUCUGUACACGUUUCAUUUCGCCGACAUUUUCAAACAAGGACUAUGUUUUAAUUUCCAAAGUCCAGAAAUUACAGCGAUUUUUUUCUUCUAUCCUUUUCUUUCAGCUUAUCGAAAACGAAAUGAUUGGAUUUUAGCAGCACGAUCAUCACUGUUGUUUGAGAAGAGAUCAAAACUCCAAUAAGCAACUGGCUAACAGCAAAGAGUGGAAGGAAGAAGAGAUGUCCUUAUACAAAAUAUCAGACAC